GAAAUAGAGAGAAGAUGAGAGGGUGAUUUCUGGGCAGCUUGAAUUGUACACUAGAAUCUUUGAAGCUGUUCAUCAUGAAGACUGCUGUCAAGAUGGUUUUAUUCAAGCCAGAAACUCGCCCCAACAUUCUUCAAAGAUUCUAAAGCUCAUCUUGAAGUGAUUCGCCAUGGACGAUAUGAAAAGCAAGCUGCAACUGCUUGAAGAGCAACACAAGUCAUGGCGAACCCAACAGCAAGAGGAAUCUGCGAGAAUCAAACAGGAUUUUGAACGACGAUUCGCGAAAUUAAACGAGGAUUAUUUGGCAUCGGUAAGAGAAAUUGAUUGCGAUUUUAGUGCCAGAAAAGUAGCGUUGAUAAAGCGGUACAAUGAAAAAGGUAGCUGCACACGAACGGAAAGUACAAAACUUCUUUCACUCGACAAAGCGAAACAGCAGGAUGCCAUCGGUAGCCCGGCCGUUUUAAAAGAAAAAACGUUUCAUCAUCACCAUUCCGAACCGCGAGCGACGGGCAAAUUUCCUGCCACUCGAUGUGUUACUGAUGAUGCCAAACUUUUGGAGACCGUAUUCCAUCAAAAUGCAAACGUUUCAACUGCUCCCGAAAAGUUGGCUGAUGUUUCUAUUGUUUGCACCGGGAGGAGUAUAGAACGGAUAAAUGAAUCGACGCUCUGUCAACAAGUACGUUGUAAGUCGCAUGCAACUGUAUACGAGGCGGCGCGUGUUGGAAAAGAGUGCUCCGCGCACGGAGAGUGGUACGAAAGAUGUGCAGUGGAAGAAUUGAAGCUGUAUUUGUUGAAAUGUGAGAUUCAAUAUUUUGUGGAAUCGAAAAUCUUCGAUCCUGGAGGUGUGCACAUUUAUAACAUGCUAAUAGCACAUAUUAGUUAGAUGAUGUAAAUUAAUUAGUCGUACAAUUAAUCAACUCGUUACCAGUUUCACGGGAGGGAGAAUGUUAGAAUGAAUUUUUAGUGAAUCUGGCAACAGUGAAAUCGUGCGCCACUGAAACUGCUUCUAAAGUGUUUAGUUGUAAGUGAA
Armigeres subalbatus is the source of this 1027-nucleotide messenger RNA. RefSeq lists its product as uncharacterized. The coding region runs from base 167 to 880 and encodes 237 amino acids. The record is from RefSeq and is a predicted model, not a curated record. The transcript is spliced from 2 exons. NCBI's taxonomy places the organism in Eukaryota, Metazoa, Arthropoda, Insecta, Diptera, Culicidae.